Molecule: messenger RNA, 1777 nt
Organism: Zychaea mexicana
Lineage: Eukaryota; Fungi; Mucoromycota; Mucoromycetes; Mucorales; Lichtheimiaceae
Product: Aldehyde/histidinol dehydrogenase
Exons: 6
Coding region: 58-1626 (522 amino acids)
Biological process (GO): GABA catabolic process
Molecular function (GO): succinate-semialdehyde dehydrogenase (NAD+) activity
Source: RefSeq, a predicted model, not a curated record
CUGCACUUUUUUUCUGCAUAUAAAAACCAGCGCUUUUUUGCCAAAUUUCCCCCCGUGAUGAUCAGAGCAGCUGUACGCACACCCUAUAUCAGAGCCUGUCUCAAUCAAACCCGCACACCUUUAGCAAGAAAAUUCAUCAUGUCCAACGCCACCCGUAGCUUCGUUUCCUCUGUCGAAAUCCCCAAGUUGUCUGACUCGUCCUUGUUCCGUAACGGAGCCUUCAUCAACGACGAAUGGAUUACUAGUGACAAGACCUUCAGUGUCGUUGACCCUGCCACUGGCAACGAGAUUGGCAAGUUGCCCGAAAUGGGUGCUCAAGAUACCAAGAAGGCCAUCGAGGCCGCAUCCGAUGCCUUCAAGACUUGGUCGCAGACCACUGGCAAGCAACGCCACGACUUGUUGAAAAAGUGGUACGACUUGACGAUGGAGAGCCAGUCGGAUUUGGCUACAAUUUUGACCUGGGAGAACGGUAAAGCGUAUGCUGAGGCCAAGGGUGAAAUCGCCUAUGGUGCAAGCUACUUUGAAUGGUUUGCCGAAGAGGCUGUUCGCUCGUACGGUAACGUCAUUCCCUCGCAUAUGCCCAACCAGCGUUUCCUUACCAUCAAGCAGCCCGUCGGUGUUGUCGGUAUCAUCACUCCCUGGAACUUCCCCAACGCCAUGAUCACACGUAAGGUCGGUGCUGCUCUUGCUGCAGGCUGUACCGUCGUCAUCAAGCCUGGUGCUGAGACUCCUUACUCCGCUUUGGCCUUGUGCGAGUUGGCCCAACGCGCUGGUAUCCCCAAGGGUGUCAUCAACGUCGUUACCACAGACAAGAGCGUUGCUGAGGUUGGAACGGAAUUGUGCACCAACCCCAUCGUCAAGAAGAUCUCCUUCACUGGUUCGACUCCCGUUGGUAAGCUUCUCAUGUCGCAGUCCUCUGGCACCAUGAAGAAGGUUUCCAUGGAGUUGGGUGGUAACGCUCCUUUCAUUGUCUUUGACGAUGCCGAUGUGGAUGCUGCUGUUGAAGGUGCCCUUGCAUGCAAGUUCCGUGGCUCUGGCCAAACUUGUGUCUGUGCCAACAGAAUCUACGUGCAGAAGGGUAUUUACCCUCUGUUCGCUUCGCGCUUGGCCGAGAAGGUUUCCAAGUUCAAUGUCGGCCACGGCUUCAACCCCGAUACCACACACGGUCCCUUGAUCAACGACAAGGCCAUUGAGAAGGUCAAGCGUCACUUGGACGAUGCUGUCAGCAAGGGCGGUGAGCUUUUGGUGGGUGGCAAGCACUUGGGCGGCAACUUUUUCGAGCCUGCUGUUAUUACUGGCAUGACCAGCGAGAUGGCCAUUGCUGGCGAAGAAACGUUCGGUCCUAUUGCUGGUAUCUUUGAAUUCCAAACCGAGGAGGAAGUCCUUGCUCUUGCCAACAACACCGAGUUUGGUCUUGCAAGCUACUUUUACUCCCGUGACAUUGGCCGUAUCUGGCGCAUGGCUGAAAAGUUGGAAACCGGUAUGGUUGGCGCAAACUCGCCUAUUCUCUCCAGCUGCUACACGCCUUUCGGUGGUAUCAAGGAGAGUGGCAUGGGCCGUGAAGGUUCGAUGUACGGUUUGGAUGAUUACAUGAACAUCAAGUAUAUCAACAUGGGUGGUCUCUAAAGUGAUAUGAUAUCCUGCUCAUUGCUCACACAUGCCCCCAAUUCAAACACGCAUUUCCGAUCAAUUGUACAUACAUACACUUUCCUCAUCUUUUUCCCUCCUUGACCAAUACAAAGCGUAUACUACUUUAAUUACAUAUCUUGGUUGCUGG